UACCGGAGCCUCGGCGGGAGCCCCGGCAGCGGGCGGGGACCCGGGAGCCCAGUUCUACUUCUUCUCUACUUCUUCCCCGCUGCAAGUCUGAGGAGGGAAGGAGUAGAACUUCCCCCUUCCCUCCCCUAGGCUUCGGCGGCUGAGUGACGCCAGGAUUCCCGGCCAGGACCUGCUGCGGCGGCCGCGCGACCGGCAGGGCGAGCGGAGGAGGCGGCGGCGCGCCCAGCAUGGCCCGAGCCACUCCCUUAGCUUGGCCGCCGCUGCUGCUGUCCCUGCUGUCGCUGUUCUGGGCGCCCUCGGGAGCCGGGACCAAGACAAUCGGAGUGCUGGCCCCAGCCCAGGUGCGCGGCUUCCUGGGUGGCACCACGGAGCUGCCGUGCAAACUGCAGCCGCUGGGGCACAACGUGACGGUGACGCAGGUGACCUGGACUCGGCCGCAGCUGGCGGAGGCCGCCCGCAGCGUGGCGGUCUUCCACCCCACCCAGGGCCCCAGCUUCCAGGAGCCCGGCCGGUUGGAGUUCGUGGCCGCCAGGCCAGGCGAGGAGCUGCGAGACGCAUCGCUGGCCGUGCGGGGGUUGCGCGCUGAAGAUGAAGGCAAUUACACCUGCCAGUUCGCCACGUUCCCCAACGGCGACAGGAGCGCCCGAACCUGGCUCCGGGUGCUCGCCCAGCCCCAGAACAAGGCUGAGACCCGGGAGAUCCCGCUCAGCCCGCUCAGCCUGGAGCCUGUGCCCGUGGCCCACUGCAUCUCCACGGGGGGUCGCCCACCCGCCCGCAUCUCCUGGUCCCCACCCCUGGACAAGAUGGCCAAUACAAGCCAGGUGCCAGGGCCCCUGCCCGGCACUGUCACCGUCAUCAGUCUCUUAACCUUAAUGCCUUCCAGCCAUGUGGAUGGCAAGAAUGUCACUUGCAGAGUGGAGCACGAGAGCUUCGAGGAGCCGGUGGUUCUGCCCGUGACCCUCACCGUGCCCUACCCCCCCGAGGUCUCCAUAUCCGGCUAUGAUGGCAACUGGUACAUCGGCCGUAGUGAGGCCUCCCUGAACUGUGACGUCCGCAGCAAACCAGAGCCCACAGGUUAUAACUGGAACACGACCAUGGGACCCCUGCCACCCUCUGCUGUGGCCCAGGGCGCCCGGCUCCUUAUCCAUACCGUGGACGAGUCCAUCAACACGACUUUCAUCUGCCUUGUCACCAACGCCCUAGGGACUGGCCAGGCAGAAGUGACCGUCCUGGUCACAGGACUUCCCAGGGAGCCGUCACAGUCGGGCUUGUCCUCUGAGAUCAUUAUCAUCCUGACUUUCUUUAUCAUCCUGGUUGGUCUACUCCUGCUGGGGCUCCUGAUUUACUUCUGGAAAUCCAGAAACGCCCGUUGGAACCUGCACAGCUCGUCUGCUAACGGGAAUGUCAUCUAUUCAGCUGUUGGCUGUAAUGCCAGCUCUCCCCAGGAUCCACCGACAGAGGGCACCAGGUGACAGCAUCGGGACUGAACAGACAGAGUCCUCACUGGAGCUGGUGAGGAAGUGGGCCUCGCAGCUGGACACCCACCCCACCUCAAUGGAUGACGCCUCCCUCCAAAGAGACUGGCCACCCUUCCCGUGCCAGACCUCAAGAAUGUCCCCUCUGCCUCACAACACAGUGGGUGGGUGCAAGUCCAGGGGUCCUCAAGACCAACCCUCAGGUUGAGUCACUAGUAUAAGGAGUCACAAAACUCAGGAAAGCUGUUUGCACACGGUUAUGGUUUCCUACACCGCAAGUGUGACAGACAGAACUGUCUGUUGGAGAAAAUACCUUAGGGAGGUAGAGACCUUGGGCCAGAAUGCAGGGCAUGAGCCACUCUGCAAGAGAAAGUGAGAAGGAUUGGGGCUUCUCUCUAGGCAGAUAGGAGAAUGCAGAACAGAGAAGGACGGGAAAGAGAUGUGACCCAGCAGCAUGGGAGUGGCAAGGGGGUGACAAGGCCAGUGGGGCUCCACAGCGUCAGGGACACAAAGGGAGAUUGGUUGCCUUGCUGCCACGUAAACCCCUUGUCCAUCCCCAGCCCCCAGACACCUCAUUAAAGUUUAUUUAUUACACCUCGAGUGGCUGUGUGCGAGGGGAUCUUUCGUGGGGACUGAGGAGGGACAGAGUUUUGCAUGGACCGUCACCAUUUGAGACAGAACCAAAGGCGUGGACGGAAGACCCUGAAUCAAGAGGGCCACAAGGACACGAAUCCCCGGGUUCUCAGACACCAGGGGGAGAGCAUGUCUUACUUCUCUCUCUCUCUCUCUCUUUUUUCCAUUCUUUUAACUACAAAAUACAGGCAUACCUCGGAGACAUCGCGGGGUCAGUUCCAGACUAUCGCAAUAAAGCAAGUCACGCGGAUUUUUUGGUUUCCCAGUGCAUAUAAAAGUUAUGAUGGGAAUUCCCUGAUGGUCUAGCGGUUAGGAUUCAGCGCUUUCACUGCCAUGGCCCGGGUUCAAUCCCUGGUCAGGGAACUGAGAUCCCACAAGCCAUGCGGCACAGCUAAACAGAAAAAAAAAAAAAAGUUACGUUUACACUAUACUGUAGUCUAUUAAGUGUGCAAUAGCAUCAUGUCUAAAAACAAUGUACACACCUUAGUUUUAAAAUGCUUUAUGGCUAAAAAAUGCUAACCAUCAUCUGAGCCUCCAAUAAGUCGUCAUCUUUCUGCAACAGUAACACCAAAGAUCACCGAUCACCAUAACAGAUAGAAUAAUGAAAAAGUUUUUGGGCUUCCCUGGUGGCGCAGUGGUUGAGAGUCCGCCUGCCGAUGCAGGGGACACGGGUUCGCGCCCCGGUCCGGGAAGAUCCCACGUGCCGCGGAGCGGCUGGACCCGUGAGCCAUGGCCGCUGAGCCUGCG
Molecule: messenger RNA, 2855 nt
Organism: Physeter macrocephalus (sperm whale)
Lineage: Eukaryota; Metazoa; Chordata; Mammalia; Artiodactyla; Physeteridae
Gene: PVR
Product: PVR cell adhesion molecule
Exons: 8
Coding region: 228-1472 (414 amino acids)
Biological process (GO): positive regulation of mast cell activation; susceptibility to natural killer cell mediated cytotoxicity; positive regulation of natural killer cell mediated cytotoxicity directed against tumor cell target
Cellular component (GO): focal adhesion; apical junction complex; plasma membrane
Molecular function (GO): cell adhesion molecule binding
Source: RefSeq, a predicted model, not a curated record